CAGCAAUCAUGAAGGUCUUUUGCCUUUUCUUGGUCCUGGCCGUGGCUGCCGUCAACUCCAAAGUUAUCGAUAUCAACAAGCAUAUCGAUAUAGGCUUAGCUAAGACCAAUGACUACCUCCGCCAGCACAGAUAUACCUCUGUCCAUGUACCUCAAGGUUCUUUUGGUUCUCAUGUGUCAUUUUCCGAUUCCGAUGUCCUUGGCCUCGACUCCUUGAAGAGGACCGACGACUGCAGUCUUGAGAUCGUUAAUAAGAAUUUCACAGUGGACCUCCACUACGGUUUCGGAUUCUUCUUACAAUCCUUCAAAUCCUUGAGGAUCAACGACCAGGAUAUGUCUGCCAGUAUCAGGAUCGGGGACAAUUCCGUCCGCGUCCAUUACACUGUUAGUUUAACAGAUGACAACUGCUACGUCACCUUGCACGACCUGCUCUACGAGAGGUUGGCCAAGGUAGACUUCCAUUCUUCCAGGCCUGAGUACGACGGUAUCGACCUCGAAGAGUACUUCGAGAAGGAGGUCAUCCCAUUCUUGGAGAGCAAGAUCGACAAAAGUGCAGUAGAAUUAGCUUUGGAAAGAUUUAUUUGCAAGAAACGUGGUCUGGAAAUUUCUGAACACAUGCCAGCAGUCCAUCAAGCUCUGUUAGGGGAAAUUUUCCCAUCUCAACUUUAAAGUAACUUGAAGUAACUAUCUCAAAAAUAAACUAAUUAAUAUGAUUUAUU
Nezara viridula (southern green stink bug) is the source of this 718-nucleotide messenger RNA. Lineage: Eukaryota; Metazoa; Arthropoda; Insecta; Hemiptera; Pentatomidae. The record is from the annotation of a GenBank genome assembly.